UGUCAACCAACACCCCUGCGUUGCUCCCAAUCACCAACAGUCGCAAUGGCCGCCGUCAACACCGCCUCGACGCUCAUAAUAAACCGCCUCGCUGCUCGCUGGGCCUCACGGGCUUCUUCCUCACUCAUAUCGUCCUCGCAAUAUCUCCCAACAACAACAACGACAGGCGCCCUGCACACUCUCAUCCCACGUUUGUCCGCAACCACUGUCGGCCUCACAACCCCGCACCCUCCAUCCCAAACAAUACUCUCCCGUCCGUCCUCCACAGCGACAAAUAAUGCCCCACCACCACCACAGUCCCCCGACGGCGCCUCACAGCCUCACCCCUGCGUCAUCAUCGGCUCAGGUCCGGCGGGCCACACCGCCGCCAUCUACCUCGCCCGCGCCAACCUCCGCCCCAUCCUCUACGAAGGUUUCAUGGCUGGCGGCGUCGCAGCCGGUGGCCAACUCACAACAACCACCGACGUCGAAAACUUCCCGGGUUUCCCCACCGGCAUAUCCGGCCCUGACCUAACCGACAAAUUCCGCGCCCAGUCCGUCAGCGUCGGCACCGAAAUCCGCACCGAAACCAUCACGAAAGUCGACCUAUCCUCCCGCCCGUUCAAACUAUAUCCAGAAGGCCGCGAAGAUGAACCCCCGGUUCUCGCCCACUCCGUCGUUAUCGCCACCGGCGCAACCGCGAAACGCAUGCACAUCCCCGGCGAAGACAAAUACUGGCAGGCCGGCAUCUCCGCCUGCGCCGUCUGCGAUGGGGCCGUGCCCAUUUUUCGCAAGAAACCCCUUGCGGUUGUCGGCGGCGGCGACUCGGCGGCCGAGGAAGCCACCUUUCUCACGAAAUACGCGUCAAAAGUCUACGUCCUCGUCCGCCGAGACAAGUUACGCGCGUCGAAAACAAUGGCUGACCGGUUACUCAAACACCCCAAAAUUGAAGUCCUGUGGAACACCGUCCCCGUCGAAGCUACGGGUGACGGCAAGCUGCUCAAAGCGCUGAUCGUGCAGGACACGAAAACGGGCGAGAACCGCUCACUCUCCGUCAAUGGCCUCUUCUACGCCAUCGGACACACGCCCAACACCUCCAUGCUUAAAAGCGAGACAGGUGGUGAAAGUCCGGUGAAAAUGGACGCGGAUGGGUAUAUCGUGACGACGCCGGGAACGUCGCUGACGAGCGUCGAGGGCGUGUUUGCCGCGGGCGACGUGCAGGAUAGGCGGUAUAGGCAGGCUGUUACGGCUGCUGGAUCCGGGUGUGCGGCGGCGCUGGAUUGUGAGCGGUGGUUGGAGACGCAGGAGGUGCAUUGAUGGGAGUUGUGGGUUUCGUGAUAGCAUUUGGGGAGGGUAUGAGAUGGGUUUUUGGAUAGCUGGAGAGAGAGGGAGACUAACGCCAGGUGCAGCAUUAGAGUGAGGUGACCCUUGACCAUACCGUAGACAUAACAUAUUGCAGAAGGGGUCUAGACAGCCUAGCAUGCAUUCUUGAUACAUCCACCAUUCGCUAGAGAACACAACCUUGUUGACAGCGUCGGCGACCCGUUGUGGGGAUAGUCGUUCGUCUUCUUUUGCUCCGCUCCUUCAUGUUCACUUCGCGUUCCA
Fimicolochytrium jonesii is the source of this 1584-nucleotide messenger RNA. RefSeq lists its product as uncharacterized. The transcript has a single exon. Gene Ontology annotation, cellular component: cytoplasm. NCBI's taxonomy places the organism in Eukaryota, Fungi, Chytridiomycota, Chytridiomycetes, Spizellomycetales, Powellomycetaceae. Gene Ontology annotation, molecular function: thioredoxin-disulfide reductase (NADPH) activity. Bases 46 to 1296 code for a protein of 416 amino acids. The record is from RefSeq and is a predicted model, not a curated record. Gene Ontology annotation, biological process: removal of superoxide radicals.